Aspergillus clavatus NRRL 1 is the source of this 648-nucleotide messenger RNA. RefSeq lists its product as uncharacterized. Bases 1 to 648 code for a protein of 215 amino acids. Lineage: Eukaryota; Fungi; Ascomycota; Eurotiomycetes; Eurotiales; Aspergillaceae. The transcript has 3 exons. The record is from RefSeq and is a predicted model, not a curated record.
AUGCAUUAUUCUCGCUUCCUCGCACUGCUCCUCCUGGGGUCUACGGGGUCCAUCGCCACCGCUACAGCAUCUUCCUCCGAGCCCGCUAUUCUCGGCUACGUCGAUGGCGAUGCUCUCGAAAAGGUCCCCGAGGCUUUCCAUGAAUCUCUGCAGCCUACUAGCGAGGUGACUAUCAAUGCCACCCUCCUAGAAGCCGCUGCACCGCCCCCCGAUGACGUCAAUAUCUCCCGAGACCAUGAACUCUACUCCUACAACAUGUUGAGGAAUACUUCAUGGUCGCUGGCGAUGCGAUCGUCGGGCCCGGUCUGGGUUCACGAAAGUCGGAUCUCCACGGUGGAAGUCACCCCAAGGGCCACCCAUCUGGAGGGUCGCUCGCAGGCGAACUACUGGUAUUCCAGCGCUCCAUCCAGGGGCUCCAGCUGCCCACCGCGGAACAAUCAGCUACGUAAUGGUGCCUGUGUCACAUUUUCCCUCCUACCCAUAAUCGGUCGCAACGAUGGCGUCUAUCCUAAGGUCAACAUCUACACCGGUCCGGGAUGCGCCAGAUUCUGGACCUCCCUCCUCGGCAAUUGGGGAUCCUGUUUGAAUUUGCAGGCGAUGGAGAAUAUGGAUCAUUUUUCUGUCCUGCCUUUCAACCAGAACGUCUAG